AUGAAUUUUAGAAAUUUUUAUGAACAGACGCGAUCAGCAAGCGCUUUUAUAGUAUUGUUUAUAUUCCUUAGUUUUUACGUGAUAUUAAGAAUAAUCUAUGAAAACUCCACAACACAUUUACCGCUUUAUCUACAAAAAUAUACAAUUUACGAUGAGAUCAAGGAUACUAAUAAAACACAUGACAUCAAUGCCCUGAAACAUUUAUUAGAGAAAUAUAAUAUCGAGCAGGACCUUAGCAACGCGGACAGAUUCGAGCCCAUCGGAGUUGGAACUACCGUCAUAAUGAUACAAGUGCAUAAGGACAUAAAACGACUGCACCACCUCAUUCUGUCCCUCGCGCAAGUGCAAGGCAUACACACUGCGCUCCUUAUUUUCUCACACAGUUUUUACCAUCCAUCCAUAAAUAAAUUAAUACGUAGCAUCGACUAUUGCAAGGUUGUGCAAAUAUUUUAUCCGUACUCCUUACAACUUAACCCUCACAAGUUCCCGGGUGUAGACCAUAACGACUGCGAGCACAGCGGCCAAACGAACUGUAUUAGACGCAAUGCUCGACUUACAGAGCACAAGCAGCACUGGUGGUGGAAAGCUAAUUAUGUCUUCGAUCGCAUGAACUGGUCUCGUAAGCACAAAAAUCCUAUAAUUUUCCUUGAAGAAUACAAUUACGUGGCACCGGACCUGUUAUACGUGUAUCCAUAUUUACAGCGCUCUUUUAAUUAUUUUCCAAACGUACAGAUAUUGUCUUUUGGUAGACCAUUAACCAGAAAUAAUGACUGGGACCUAUUAACUGUGGAAGCAUGGAGACCACCUUUCGAUGUAGGUUUAGCUUUCAAUAUAACUACAUGGGAAAAGAUACUCUCCUUGUCAGCGCAAUUCUGUAUGUACGAUGAUUAUAGUUGGAGUUACUCUCUGCUGCAACUAUUUCAAUACUUCCCUGGGGGUCACGUGAACAUGGUUGGAUGUUUGAAUCCUAGAGUUGUUUCUACUAAAUCAUUAAAGAACACCGAAGAUUUUAUAAAACUCUCAAAAUAUUUCAAAACGUUAGAUUUGUUCCCUAAGAAAUUGAAAGCAGUGGCAUUGUACGGGCCAGGAGGGAGAAUAGAGAGAGUUGCGAAACCGCCGCCGGUAGGGAAUAACGGCUGGAAUGAUUUACGCGACCAACUGCUGUGCCUCGAUCCCCUAAUGGUCACCACCACUGAGGAACCACGUUAUGAUGUACCAACAUUUCAGAAA
Messenger RNA from Brenthis ino (lesser marbled fritillary), 1230 nucleotides. NCBI's taxonomy places the organism in Eukaryota, Metazoa, Arthropoda, Insecta, Lepidoptera, Nymphalidae. The record is from the annotation of a GenBank genome assembly.